Messenger RNA from Neocloeon triangulifer, 772 nucleotides. RefSeq lists its product as uncharacterized. The record is from RefSeq and is a predicted model, not a curated record. The coding region runs from base 147 to 596 and encodes 149 amino acids. The transcript has 6 exons. Lineage: Eukaryota; Metazoa; Arthropoda; Insecta; Ephemeroptera; Baetidae.
CUUUGGAGACGGAGACGGCGCGUAGAGAAGGUAGUGGAGGCCAGCGAACGACGAACGUAAACAACGCAAACAGGUGAGACGCCGCGGCCCGAAAUCGGCGCCACUCAGCCCGAAUCCCACUCUUUCCAGCCAUCAAAGUCCUUCGCAUGAAAGGUUUUUCAAAUUCGAGCAAGAUGUGCCUUACAGUGGAAAGCAACCAGCAGGCUGCCUACAUCAUCGCCGCCGUCUACCUGGUGUACUACGUACUGUCCGCGCUGUCUUCAGCCAUUGCGUUAAUUACGCUGUCCGGAAGCUUGUGGUUUACCAUUCUGGUGUUGCUAAUUUCCUUGAUAAGCAUUCCGUUCCAGUACUUCCUCUUUGAUGGCGCCAAAAAGAGUGACCCUGUCAAGGUGGACUAUUGGAUCAAGUUCUCGAUGUAUGUUAGUGUGCUGUACCUCCUGGCGAUUCUUAUCAUUCGCGUCAUCAGCCUCAACUUUGACGCCAUCAUCACUGUACUUGCCCUCGUUGCAUUGCUGUACUGCAUUAGGACGAUCAGAGCGUUCUACACGGAACUCGUGGGCGGCACUGCGGCCACAGCACCUACUCAAACUGCCUGAGCAAAACAAAAUUUAAUAGGAUCUGAUUGCCGGUUCAACCGAAUGCACAAACUAAUACUCAAUUAACCAUCUGAGAACACUGAAUGUUUAAUAUUUUUACUUCCUACGAGGAGAUCUUAACUGUAUUUUGUAUUCUUUUUUUUAUAAAUAAUAUACGUGGAGACUAAUUUAACGUA